Messenger RNA from Merops nubicus (carmine bee-eater), 2673 nucleotides. It is a transcript of the gene ZHX2, whose product is annotated as zinc fingers and homeoboxes 2. Gene Ontology annotation, cellular component: nucleus. The coding region runs from base 175 to 2673 and encodes 832 amino acids. The record is from RefSeq and is a predicted model, not a curated record. The transcript has a single exon. Lineage: Eukaryota; Metazoa; Chordata; Aves; Coraciiformes; Meropidae. Gene Ontology annotation, molecular function: DNA-binding transcription factor activity, RNA polymerase II-specific; DNA binding. Gene Ontology annotation, biological process: regulation of transcription by RNA polymerase II.
UGCAGCUGACAGGUCUGCUGGUGGAGCUGAUGGUCAUAGCUAGAGCAGAAAGUCUUCAUUAAACAAAAGAGAGUAAAGUAAUCCAGGAAGAUUGUAGCGGUUUACAAGAUCUAUUGAGUUGAUUGCUCAAAAAAAUUCAUCAUUUGGGACGACAGCCUGCUGCCAGUGCCUACCAUGGCUAGCAAAAGAAAGUCAACAACUCCCUGUAUGGUACGAACUUCUGAAGUCAUGGAGCAGGAAGGUGCCGAGGGCACAGAGGCUCCUAAAGAGAAGGGGGUUGGCGCACCACAGCAGGACUCUAAAAAAAAUUGGCCUUCAGAAAGCUCGGUCAAAGACUGCGAAGUGGUUGAGGCAAAGCCCCCAUCUGAAAAUCAGUCUAAGAAGCCCCAGGGUGGUUAUGAGUGUAAGUACUGCCCUUACUCAACACAAAACUUAAAUGAGUUUACAGAGCAUGUUGACACUCAGCAUCCAAAUGUCAUUCUCAACCCCCUGUAUGUCUGUGCUGAAUGCAACUUCACAACCAAAAAAUAUGAUUCUUUAUCUGACCACAACACAAAAUACCACCCUGGAGAGACUAACUUUAAACUGAAAUUAAUUAAACGCAAUAAUCAGACUGUUUUAGAGCAGUCCAUUGAGACCACUGCUAAUGAUGUCACUGUCACAAGCGGUGGUCUAGAAAAUACAGAGUGUGAUGAUUCACUUCAUGGGGGAAUUAGUGCAAGUAAAGCACCAGUGAUGAAACCUGGAAAACCUAAAGGGGAAACCAAGAAGGGUCCAAAAAAGCCAGAAGAGGGAGUUCCAGAAAACCACGUGGAUGGCACUCUCCCCCGCAUCAUAACUGAAGCCACUGAAGCUAUUGCUUGUAUCAACGGAGAACUUCUCCAUGAUGUGCUGGCCCACGUUAUGCCCUCUGUGCAGCUGCCACCAAAUAUUAACCUUGUCCCCAAGGUCCCGGUACCUCUGAACAGUACCAAAUACAACUCUGCACUGGACACUAAUGCAACUAUGAUCAACUCUUUUAAUAAAUUUCCUUACCCAACACAAGCAGAGUUGUCAUGGUUGACAGCAGCAUCAAAACAUCCAGAAGAACAAAUCCGAAUCUGGUUUGCUACACAACGUUUGAAGCAUGGUAUAAGUUGGUCUCCCGAAGAAGUGGAGGAGGCAAGAAAGAAGAUGUUUAACGGUACUAUCCAGGCAGUUCCCCAAACCAUCACCGUCCUGCCAGCUCCUUUGGCAACUGCAAAAAUGCCCCAGCCCAUCAUCCAGACAGCUUUGCCUUGUCAGAUACUGGGCCAGACCGGUCUGGUGUUGACUCCUGUGUCAAAUGGUUCAACCGUUUCCUGUUCACCAAUUACACUUGCUGUUGCCCCGAACCAGGGGCAAAAGAGGACAAUACAGACCUUAUCAAGUGCUCCAGAGGCCAAGCGUCCUCAUGUAGUUCAGGUGCCUGAGAUUCCUGCCAAGCUGACUGCUGUGCCGCUGACGCCAGCCAGUGAGCGAAAAAAGACGAAGGAGCAGAUAGCAGAGCUGAAGGCCAGUUUCAUGGCAAGCCAGUUUCCUGAUGAUGCAGAAGUCUACCGACUGAUAGAGGCAACGGGUCUCUCCAGGAGCGAGAUCAAGAAAUGGUUCAGUGACCACAGGUAUAGAAGUCAGAGAGGCAUUGUGCACCUCGCUGGUGAUGCUCUAGGGAAAGAUCAAAUAGCACCUUCAGCUGGCCGACAUGGCCGAACGUUUCACCCGUACACAGAUUUUACUCACCAGAGAUUCAGAGAAAAAACUCAAGAGCAGCUUAGGGCUCUUGAGGAGAGUUUCCUAAAGUGCUCUUUUCCUACUCAAGGAGAACUGGACAGGCUGCGAGUGGAGACUAAGCUGAGUAGGAGGGAGAUAGAUUCCUGGUUCUCUGAGCGAAGAAAGAUAAGGGACAGCAUGGAGCAAGCUGUCUUGGACUCAAUGGGAUCAUACAGAAAAAUUAAAGAACAAGGAACUCCCAACGGUGCAAUAAACCAGGCAGAACUGCUGAGUAGCUCUCAGCUCCCUGGUGCUUUAUCUGGGUCCUCCACCACAUUGAAGAAAACCCAAGAACAGAUUCAUCUACUGAAAAGCACAUUUGCAAGGACCCAGUGGCCAUCGCCCCAGGAGUAUGACCAGUUAGCAUCUCAGACUGGGCUCACAAGAACUGAGAUAGUUCGUUGGUUCAAGGAGAACCGAUCUUCACUAAGAACAGGGUCACUUAAAUGGAUUGACCAGUACCAGCAGCAGUAUGUUGUUGAUGGUCAUAAUGAGCAAAGCCAGAAAAAGGGAUCAAAACACGCUGAGAGUCCAAAGAAUGAUAAUGAGGUGUCUCGGCAGCAUUACCAGGAGCGUAAAAAACUGAACGAAGAGAAUGGGGGGAAGCUAGUGGUGAGAGCAAAAAGAGACUGCGAACCACUGAAAGACUCCUUGUUGGGGAAUCAAGCAGAGGGUACGGACAGGUUAGAGUGCAACAGCCACGAUGGCCACGGCAGCGAGGAGAAUGAGGAGCCAGCAGAGGUCAACUGGGUGGAGGUGACAGUGGGAGAGGAUGAUGUUGCAUCAGACUGUACAGACAGCUGGAGCCAAACGGCACCCGAAGGCCAGGCAGAGCUGGUGGACUUUGACUCUGAAAGUAUAUCUGGAGACAAUUCCCACGUAUAG